Messenger RNA from Nymphaea colorata (pocket water lily), 739 nucleotides. RefSeq lists its product as uncharacterized. NCBI's taxonomy places the organism in Eukaryota, Viridiplantae, Streptophyta, Magnoliopsida, Nymphaeales, Nymphaeaceae. The record is from RefSeq and is a predicted model, not a curated record. The transcript has 4 exons. Bases 32 to 391 code for a protein of 119 amino acids.
ACCGAAGUCUUGCUGUUUCAGCAAGACACCGAUGCAGCUAUAUAAUUGCCAAACAUUCGUAGUUUUCAUACAAAGUGAAAUUCAUCCUUGGCAGUUGGCAUUGAUGGCUGCUCAUCUAGUCUCUCUUCUCACCUUGUUUUCUGCUACUCCAUUUUUUGGAGCUCGAAGUAGGCCUUCCAGAAGGACAUUGAACUACGACAUCGGAUCCAUGUUGAGCACAUCAACGAUUGAAAGACAAAGGACACAAAGGAGGAGAGUAGAAGGCAUGAUGUCUUACUUGAUGGCGAUUCUUGAGGACAUUCUGGAACGUUGUGUACAAGUUGUUGAGAGGUGGGAUCUUCAAGCAGGAGAGCAGGUGCUUCAGUCAGGCAUGACAUCCCUUCAGAAAUGAAGAGAGCGGCACACCACUUGCUCAAUGUUAUGAAGAGGCAUAGCCAUGAUAUGUUUUUACACACUAGGAGAACGUGGGCGAGUGUGUGCAGAUGGUGCCGUGUUGAACAGAGGCUUGAGGAACGUUUGAGUAACCGCGCUAUUCACCUCCCUGCCUACAUCCUCUCAGAACAAGCAAUCCAGCAUACUGCGGCUGAGUCCCACAUCAUCCACAUCAACUUGUCUUCGUCUCUCGGCGGAUGAGAUCGUCUUUUGGGAUGUCUCGGCUGGUCUGGUCAGUUGUCAACGUAGGAACUCUUUUAUUUUCUGUACUUGAAGUUUGGGUGUUUUCUCGAGUCUGUGAGUUGAU